Molecule: messenger RNA, 2159 nt
Organism: Ricinus communis (castor bean)
Lineage: Eukaryota; Viridiplantae; Streptophyta; Magnoliopsida; Malpighiales; Euphorbiaceae
Exons: 14
Coding region: 172-1716 (514 amino acids)
Cellular component (GO): chloroplast envelope
Source: RefSeq, a predicted model, not a curated record
ACAAUUCUGAUUCCUAAGCCACUCAACAGUGCAGCUUGAAAGAUGGUGCUACUCUGCUACUAAUACUCGUACUCUUGUAACUGCUUCUUCUUCCAAAACUCUCUUAUGGCAAGACCUUUUAAUUUCUUCUAAAAUCAAUUAAAAUAUAAUAGAAAGAAAACCAAAACCAAAAUGGCAUCUAUAUCCACAUGUUUCACUAUAUCUCCAAAAACUCGAAUAAUUUUGACUUCAAAACCCUCAUGUCGUCUUAAACCUCCCGAUUCUUUUACCAAAAUUCGACUUUCCCCCAAACUUUCAGAUCCUAGGGUUUAUAGGGGUUCUGUUAUCAGGGCGGGCAUUGAUUUGCCAAGUGGAAUUAAGCCAGGAGGUGCAGUAGAAAGUGAUAAAUUGCGCGCAGAUGUGAGAAAGCGCGCGAUGGAAGCUGUUGAUGCUUUUGGAGGCAGGGUUACGAUUGGUGAUGUUGCAAGCAAAGCUGGUCUUAAAUUGAAUGAAGCUCAAAAAGCUCUUCAGGCUCUUGCUGCUGAUACUAAUGGUUUUUUGGAGGUUUCGGACGAGGGUGACGUGCUUUAUGUUUUUCCUAAAGAUUAUCGCUCAAAGCUUGCAGCAAAGUCAUUUAAGAUGAAAGUCGAACCUUUGGUUGAUAAAGCAAAGGCAACAGGUGAAUAUCUUAUUAGAGUUUCCUUUGGAACAGCACUAAUUGCUUCAAUAGUUUUGGUUUACACAACCAUAAUCGCUCUCCUUUCAAGUAGAAGUGAGGAAGACAAUCGUGGAAGACGUGGAGGCAGAUCAUACGAUUCAGGAUUUACCUUUUACUUUAGUCCUACUGAUCUAUUUUGGUACUGGGAUCCUUAUUAUUAUAGGAGGCGGCAAAUUAAAAAAGAUGAUGAUGACAAGAUGAACUUCAUCGAAUCUGUCUUCUCAUUUGUAUUUGGAGAUGGUGACCCUAAUCAAGGAAUUGAAGAAGAGAGGUGGAAGUUGAUUGGACAAUAUAUUUCCUCUAAUGGUGGUGUUGUCGCAGCUGAAGAACUUGCACCAUUUCUUGAUUUACAAACUACUGACAAAAAUACAAAUGAUGAAUCAUACAUCUUACCAGUCCUCCUACGCUUUGAUGGUCAGCCAGAAAUCGAUGAAGAGGAAACUAUUCUCUAUCGAUUUCCUUCGCUUCAGCGUACAGCUUCUUCUCAGAGGAGUGGAAGGAAGGAAUAUAUAGGCAGAAGAUGGACAGAUUGGGUUGGAGGGGUUGAGAAGUUUUUCAGGGAGAGAAAAUGGGAAUUCAGUAAGACUGGAGCAUCAGAGAGAGCAAUGGUCAUUGGAUUGGGCGGAAUUAACCUUUUUGGUGUCAUUGUUCUGGGAGCCAUGUUAAAGGAUAUUGCUGCUAUGCCAGGUGGAUUAAUUAAUUUUGUAGCUGGCAUAUUUCCUCUGCUUCAGGUAUAUGCUGGUUCUUUCUUUGCUAUUCCUUUGAUCCGCUGGUUCCUCAUUCGCCAGAGGAAUGCACAAAUAGAGAAGAGAAACCAAGCAAGGGAACAAUUUGCUCGAGCACUUGAACUGCCUGAUCCCUCACUAAGACGGAAGCUUCUGAGUGCUCGGGACAUGUCCCAAAGAACAUUCAUAGGGCAGGAUCGCAUUGUCUACAGUACUGAUAGGGACAUAAUUGAGCAAGAUGUUGAGGCCCAAGAAUGGGAUAGGAGAUUCCGAGAGAUUGAGAAGUCAGAGUAGGAGGUUAUCUUCGGAGUUGCUUUCACUCUGCUUUUGAGUUCGACAUUCCCUUGGGUCAUUAUGGUUUCAAUGCACGUGUGAAAGGCAGAAACACUUCCCUACUAUUGGGCCCUGCAUAAUUAUUUGACUCGUGGGUAUCGAAGCCUUUUGGAUCUCCACUUGUACACAGCUUCCAAGCUUUUAAUUCAUCAUUGGUUGAACUUUGCUACUUGCUGUGAGCAAGAAUCUACAAAUUAUUGACAUUAUAGUGCCAUAGCAAUGGCUUGUACAGAUUUCACCUGUCGUGAUUUGCUUCUUUGUUGUAGAGUUCAUAUAUGUAUUUAUCAUGAAAUUGUUAGCACUUCCCAUCACUUAAAGAAACUUAUCCAAGCUACCAAUUUCAACUCUAUACAGUGAAUGUGAAAUGACCUGCUCACUGGGUGCUCAACGCAUUUGAGUUUUUC